Molecule: messenger RNA, 342 nt
Organism: Komagataella phaffii GS115
Lineage: Eukaryota; Fungi; Ascomycota; Pichiomycetes; Pichiales; Pichiaceae
Product: RNA polymerase II subunit B12.6
Exons: 1
Coding region: 1-342 (113 amino acids)
Biological process (GO): transcription initiation at RNA polymerase II promoter; transcription-coupled nucleotide-excision repair; maintenance of transcriptional fidelity during transcription elongation by RNA polymerase II
Cellular component (GO): RNA polymerase II, core complex
Molecular function (GO): nucleic acid binding; DNA-directed RNA polymerase activity; zinc ion binding
Source: RefSeq, a predicted model, not a curated record
AUGACUAACGUUAAUUCUCUUAGCAACAAUAUGUUGUAUCCCAAAGAGGACAAGGAGAACCAAAGGCUGUUGUACUCAUGUCGAAACUGUGACUACACGGAACUCGCUGAAGAUCCGAAGGUUUACAGACACGAGCUGAUUACCAAUAUUGGAGAAACGGCUGGUAUUGUGGAUGAUAUUGGCCAGGAUCCUACUCUACCAAGAUCAGACAAAGAAUGCCCAGAAUGUCAUUCUCGUGAUUGCGUGUUUUUCCAAUCGCAACAACGACGUAAAGAUACUAACAUGACACUGUUCUAUGUGUGUCUUAAUUGUAAAAAGACUUUCCGGGAUGAAUCAGAAUAG